CAAACGUUUUCGUCAAAAUCUAACAGUACCAAAUUUUAUUUAUGAACAUUAGUACUGAAUUUGAAUCCUGAAUUACAUUUGACACCUAUUUGUGAUUUAGUAUCAUCGAAAAAUUAAGGUGAUGUAGAGAUAUUUGGAGCCGGUCGAUAGCUCGCAGUUGAAAACGAUCGGGCAACAGAAAGAGACAAGUUAUCAGGUAGCGGUGCCGAAGGCUGUGGAGGCGGUUUGACUAUUUUUUGUUGCACCGCUGAUUGUGAAAGAUUACACUUGAGAGUCGAAAUACAUCUUUACAUCACACGUCAGUGGCCAGUGAGCUGUCUUCAAAGUAACACGGAUUCGACACACGCAGUUUCCUUUUACGUAAUCAUGCUUGCGUGCAACCUGUGAUUGUAGUGAUAGACUCAUUGUGAUUUUCUUGGACUUUUGUAUGUGCUAGAACUUAUUUGGUGUUUGGAGUCGCUGUAUCUGCUUCAAGAUUCGUUGCUGCGUCAAUGGCUGUAUCCACAUUAAACAUGACUCCCUAUUUCACUGGAUACUCUUUCCAAGGACAAGGACGUAUGAAUCAGUUAGGCGGAGUCUUCAUUAACGGACGUCCUCUGCCGAACCACAUCCGUCUAAAAAUCGUGGAGAUGGCAGCGGCGGGUGUUCGGCCUUGUGUCAUCUCAAGACAGUUGAGGGUCUCCCACGGCUGUGUUUCUAAAAUACUCAAUAGAUACCAGGAAACUGGAUCUAUACGCCCUGGUGUGAUAGGGGGAUCGAAGCCGAGAGUAGCCACGCCCGAAGUUGAAAACAGGAUCGAAGAAUUGAAGAGACAAAACCCAGGUAUAUUUUCCUGGGAAAUUAGAGAUAAAUUAAUAAAAGAAGGCAUAUGUGAUAAAAACACCGCGCCAUCAGUAAGUUCGAUUUCGCGACUCAUAAGAGGAGGCAAAAGGGACGAAUCAGAUCCUAGAAGGAACCACAGUAUAGAUGGUAUUCUUGGACCAUCCUCAUCGUGUGAGGAUUCUGAUACGGAGUCUGAGCCUGGUAUAACGUUAAAAAGAAAACAACGAAGAUCUAGAACAACCUUUUCUGGAGAUCAACUUGAAGCUCUCGAGCGCGCUUUCACGCGAACCCAAUACCCAGACGUUUACACUCGUGAAGAAUUAGCUCAAAAGACGAAGUUGACUGAAGCACGUGUUCAGGUAUGGUUCUCAAACCGAAGAGCACGUCUUCGCAAACAACUGAACUCACAACAAUUGAGUGCUUUUAAUACAAUGUCUUUACAAUCUGCAUUUCCCUCCGUUCAUCAACAAUACGAACCACCAACAACAUUUAAUGCACAGUGCGCGUCGUGGCAACAAUCAUAUUCUGCUUUGGGUAGCAGUUCUGUUCUGAAUUCUGCUUUGGCACCUUCUUUACAUCAGUCAUCAUUAUCAGCUCCUUCUGUUUGUCAAUCUGCUCUUACAGCACCAUCCCUCCAUCCUCCCACAUCGAGUUCAUAUUCAUCAGGAAACUUGACGCCAUUGUCACAUUCAUCUGAACUGCCUACACCUAUACAAGCCUCUACUGAUGCUACACCACCAAGUUCAAGCCCAAUCACUUCCAGCCCUGCUGGAAAUCAAAGCGGCGGCAUCACUUACCAACAUCCAACUUACACUAAUACUAGUGAUGUAGUUUCACACCCAUACGGCUAUGGUGACUACGCAAAACAAGAACAUAUGUCAGCACAUAACCACUGGACUUCAAGACAACUGAGUGGACAUUCACAAAAUAAAUUAGCAGAAGUCAGCGCUUGGCCAGAAAAUUAUAGUUCAUUCUUUGGCGCGAAUACUCACUAUGCGUCGCACGCGCAUUCACCUAGUGAAGCAAAGUCUGGUUAUCCCUAUAUAGGACAGCUUGGCGGAAUGGAUAUGGGGAGAGUUCAUUGAUGCAUGUACCAUAAGACAAGACAAAUAAACUACCCUUAUUGUAAUAGUUUUGGAAAUAGGUCUUUGCGGAUGUGAGGGUUUUAUUGUUUCUUAAUUAAAACGGAUGUUUAAAAUGUUAUGUAUAAUAUUCAGCCUUGUAAUGUACUUAUGUUAAUGCAUAUCUACAGUGCCUUGGAUUCAGAUGUAUAAAUUUUUGAUAUUUCUAUUUUUAUAGCUUUAUUUACCUCUACUAUUUUGUAAGUAAAUUUGUUCCUAUAAAUAGUAAUUAUUCAUAGUUCAAUUGACUUAUAUCUUAACUUGCAAUUGUUUAGUAUGAAAGUAGAUUUAAUUAUAAUUUAAGAUAUGUAUAUAGUGUAGAAUAUUUACAUAAGUAUUUUCUUAGUUAGCAGUUUUUAUAGCCUUGUUGCAAUUGUGAUUUUUCGAUGUAUUUAUUAUAAAGUUACGUUUUAAUUAUAAUAGUAUAAUUUAAUGUAAUAAGCACUUUUAAAAAUUGUUUAUACAAAUAAACUUUAACAUUUAAAAUAUA
Messenger RNA from Danaus plexippus (monarch butterfly), 2433 nucleotides. RefSeq names its product protein gooseberry (gene gsb). Lineage: Eukaryota; Metazoa; Arthropoda; Insecta; Lepidoptera; Nymphalidae. Bases 492 to 1907 code for a protein of 471 amino acids. Gene Ontology annotation, molecular function: DNA-binding transcription factor activity, RNA polymerase II-specific; RNA polymerase II cis-regulatory region sequence-specific DNA binding. The record is from RefSeq and is a predicted model, not a curated record. The transcript is spliced from 6 exons. Gene Ontology annotation, biological process: regulation of transcription by RNA polymerase II; anatomical structure development.